Rhopalosiphum padi (bird cherry-oat aphid) is the source of this 5633-nucleotide messenger RNA. RefSeq names its product repetitive organellar protein. The record is from RefSeq and is a predicted model, not a curated record. Bases 369 to 4856 code for a protein of 1495 amino acids. Lineage: Eukaryota; Metazoa; Arthropoda; Insecta; Hemiptera; Aphididae. The transcript is spliced from 2 exons.
GAUCGGUGGUCGUAAUCGGUAUUCGAAAAACGCGCAAUUUAACGGUAUCAUGCGUCCGCGUUGUUAUUGUUAUUUGUUUUCAGUUUUGACGUGAUUUUAUUUCGUAUUUUCUUUUUCGAAUGCAUCGUUAAUCUCUGUUCUGUACCACUUAUCGAACAAAAAUACAAAUUACAAUAUUUCAAAAUCCGUUUGAACGUUCAGCUUACUGGUUUAUGUACUUCAGGUGAAUGUCUACAUUAUACCUGUGUCUCAUUGCUUCAGUACUUGGCGUUUUUAUGACUCUAGGGUCUGCCUUAAAUGCUUUUGACGUUAGACAGCUCCAGUGAUCCCGUCUACUGAUUAUACCGUUGCUGUAACCUCGAUUACUGAUGGCUAGUCGACAGUCUGUAAGUUCAAUCUUAAAACCACCUAAAGUACGGGCACCUCUAAAAGAGAUCGAAACAGUUGAUCAAGAUGCUGAUGAAAAUACUGCAACAUUAUCCAAAAGAAAAGUGAGUUUUUCAGGGAUGAAUAAAAUAAAAAUGUACAACACAGGUGCUACAUCUUUAACUGUACAUCAAGCUCCUAUGUUUGAUGAGCAAAUUUCAAUGUUAUCUGAUUCUUCAAAUGUAGAAAAACCUAAAACAUCAGGAAAAUUUGAGAAAUCUGAUGCUCAAAUUAGCAUUGAAUCUACUAAUUGUACCAACUUAGAAGAUAAUGGUCGUAUUAUUAUUGAGUAUGAAAGUCCAAAUGAUAAUAUGGAAAUGACUGAAGCAUUAUCGGGUAAAAUAUUGUCAGACACUAUUUAUACUAUUGAUAAUAAUGGUUCUGAGCAUAUUAGUUACAGUUCAGAUUAUUCAGAGAAUAAUAUGGAAUUCACAGAAGCACUAAAAGUAGGCCAAAUUUUAUCAGGGGAUAAUGGCUGCGAUUUAAGUUCUACUGAAAUGUCUGAAACAUUGGUUGAUGAAAGUGGUGAAGAAUCAGUUAGUCAAUUUGGUCUUAUACCUUCAACACCAUUAUCUGAUGUGCCUAUUAAAAAUACUUUGAAUAUUAGUUCAAAUUCUAGCUGUAUGGAUUUUACUUGUGCAAAUACUAAAUCUAACUUAUUGUGUAAUACUCAAUCAAGUAAUAUGGAAUUAACUUGUAUGACUAAAUCUUUAAAAUCUAUUUGGUCAAGUGAUGAUUAUAAAUCAAUGAAUAUGGAGUUGACACAAUUACCUGACAGACAAACAUUUGAAGAUAAUUGUGAAUUGGUUUAUGAAUGUAGUGAACAUUCUAUAAGUAUGGGAUCGGAUAUAUCUUGUGAAAUUCAAGAAAGAAGCAGCUGUGAAUCAGAAAUUGUGCAAACUAAAAAAUCAGAAAAUAAUAAUUCAAAUUUUCAAACUAUUGGUUGUGGUUUGGACAAGUCUGAUACCGGAGAAGAUUUUAUUGAGGAAUUAUCAUUAAGUAUGGUUUCAAUGGACAUUGAUCCAACAUUAGAAGAUAAUGCAUUUGAAAUUAGUUAUGUAAAUGUUGAUGACCCACUAAGAGUUUUAAAUGAACAAAAACUUUUAACAAUACCUAUGACGGCAGUAGUAGAAAAUAGUUGUAACCCUGAACAAAGUGUGCUUGAUAAUUAUUCAAAUAUAAUUGAUAGUAAUCAAACUAAUGAAUCUAGACUAUCUAUACUCCCCACAGGUUCUUCAUUUGUUGUAAAUAUGUCUCCCGAAAAAAAUAUCAACCAAGACAUUGAAAUCGAAAAUCUUCUACAACAAACAUUACAUAAUCAUACAUCUGUGUUAGAUAAAAAUCAAUAUCUUGAAAAUAAAUCAAUAAUUGUUGAGAAUAACCUACAAAAAAAAAACUAUUCUAGGAAAACAAUGGUUCACACAUGUCCAUUAAAUGUUCAAGACAGCUCUUUUGAAAAUGAAGAUACAUCUGGUACAGUCGAUAAUCAACAAAAACAUUAUUCCAGAAAAUCAAUCGUUCCUACAACAGUUUUUAAAGAUGAUAUAUCAGAUACCAGUGUAGUACUUGAAGAAAAUCAACAAGAAAAAUAUUCUAGAAAAUCAAUUGCUCCUACAACUGUUUUUAAUGAUGAUAUAUCGGAUACAAGUGUAGUACUUGAAGAAAAUCAACAAGAAAAAUAUUCUAGAAAAUCAAUUGCUCCUACAACAGUUAAUGAUGAUAUAUCGGAUGCAAGUAUAGUACUUGAAGAAAAUCAACAAGAAAAGUACUCUAGAAAAUCAAUUGCCCCUACAACUGUUUUUAAUGAUGAUAUAUCGGAUACAAGUGUAGUACUUGAAGAAAAUCAACAAGAAGAAUAUUCUAGAAAAUCAAUUGCUCCUACAACAGUUAAUGAUGAUAUAUCGGAUGCAAGUAUAGUACUUGUAGAAAACCAACAAGAAAAAUAUUCUAGAAAAUCAAUUGCCCCUACAACUGUUUUUAAUGAUGAUAUAUCGGAUACAAGUGUAGUACUUGAAGAAAAUCAACAAGAAAAAUAUUCUAGAAAAUCAAUUGCCCCUACAACAGUUAAUGAUGAUAUAUCAGAUACAAGUGUAUUACUUGAAGAAAAUCAACAAGAAAAAUACUCUAGAAAAUCAAUUGCUCCUACAACAGUUUUUAAUGAUGAUAUAUCGGAUACAAGUGUAGUACUUGAAGAAAAUCAACAAGAAGAAUAUUCUAGAAAAUCAAUUGCUCCUACAACAGUUUUUAAUGAUGAUAUAUCGGAUGCACCUAUAUCUAUUUUUUACCAAUCUCAGUCUUUUGAUUCUGAAAAUUUAUCAAAUACAUCUGGAGUAGUCGAAGAAAAUAAUCAAAUUGAGUAUUCUCGAAAAUCAGUCGCUCCUUUAUCUGUUUUUAAUGAGGAUGCAAUGAAUACAUCUGAAAUACUUGAACAAAACCAGCAGCAAAAUUGCUCUCUACAAUCAAUUGCUAUGUCUGUUUAUAACCAAACAAAAUCUCUUAGAAUUGAAAAUGUAUCAAAUAUAUCCGAGAAUAUAUCUGUAUAUAAUCCAACUCAAUUUGCAGAAAAAUGUGACACAUCUGAGUAUCAUCCAACUUGGUCUGCUGAAAAAGAAGAAACAUCUUUAAAUAAUUUAACUCAGUCUGGUGAAAAAGAAGAAAUAUCUUUAUAUAACUCAACUCAGUCAGCUGAGAAAGAAGAUACAUCUGAAAUAAUUGAAGAAUAUCAGCGAAAAAGAUAUUCUAGAAAAUCGGUUGGUCCAACUUCUUUAGUAUUCACUCAUAGUGAAUCUCUAGAUGUUAGUAUGUCAAAUAAUUCAUUGAACACUGAAGAAAGUGAUCAACUAAAAUCCGAUGAGGCACUAGAUUCUGAGAUUUCAGUAACUGUUAAUAACCAAUCUAAUCUUCAAUCAGAUGUAUCUAUUCACAACGAAGAUAAAUCAAUUUCAAAAAGUCAACACCAAUCUGUAUUACUUAAUUUGAUUAAUGAUGAUAAUUUUAAUUCACCCUUUAGGAAAAAAUCAAAAAAAUCUGUAAAUCUAACACAUUUAAUAAAAUCACCUGCUGAAGAUCAAUGUACAAAAAAUGAAUUAGAAAUUACUAAUGAUAAUUUUUCUGAGAAUUUUGAAAAUGUUAGUAAAAUGGAUAUAUCGAUGGAACACGAAAUUGAAAACGACAAUAUAAUACACAAUUCUUUUGAAUUUUUAGUUGAUUCAAACGAAGGUAAAAAAGUGAAUAAAAGUAGUGUACAUGACCAUAUGUGUGAAACAAAUAAAGAACUAAUUGUCAUGGCACUUGAUGAAUUAGAAAUAAAUAAAACAAAUUUAAAUGAAUUUGUUAAAGAUAAUGACAUUGUCAAAGAAAGUGAAUAUAUAAACGAAGAAAACAAUAAAAACAACUCUAUAAAAGUAACUGACAAUAUUAAAGCGACUAAUCAUAUUUUAACUUCAAAUGAUCAUUCACCUAGUUGUAAUGAAGAUAAAACUACCAAAACUAUUUGUGUUAAAGAUAUAGCUAAUAUUUCAUCAGACAAAACACUUCAAAACAAUGAAAAACCAUGUCUUGUAAAUCGAAAAAGAAGUUACAGUAAUAGAGAUUGUGCACCUUUAUCUUGUUCGUCAUUUAUGUCUAAACCUAAUAUUUGCCAUAGUAUGGAUGAAGAUUUCAUCACUGAUGAUUUUAUUCAACAAAGUCCUAUUAAAAAUGAUGUUAUUAAUAAAAGCUUAAAUAAUGAACAAUUAGUAAUAGGAAAUGAACUUCAAGAAAAUUUGAUUAAAAACGAGUCCAUAAAAGAAAAUUUGUGUAAUGAAGUUUUAGAAUUUUUAACAAGGUGGAAUGAGCAAUUUAUUGAAACAAAAUUAGUUCUUGAUAAGUGUACAAACAGAGAAUGGAUUUUUAAUGUAUUAGACAGUAAUAUAAUUUUAACAAUAACAUAUUCAAAUAUUUCUAAUAACUAUUCAUUUCUUAAAGUGGAAGAUAUAUCACUAACCUCAAAGACCAUUGCAAAAAAUGAAAUAAUAAAAUUUGGAAUAAAUUGGAUUUUAUCAAAAUACAAUCCAAAGGUAUACAAACAAAUAUGUUUUACUUCAAGAGAUGUAGAACUAUUAUUAAAAUCUCUGUUAGACGAUGUUCAUUAUAUUAAUAAAGUAAUGAACAAUAUGUCUUAUGUAAGUGAUAUAUAUUGUGUCACAUUUAAAGAUAAUAAGGCUCAAUUUGUAGUACAUAACAUGAAAUGCCCAUUGAUGGUUCGUAUUGAGAUAACAUUGUCGAAUAUUCAUAAGCUUACUAUUAAAGAUCUGUCAGUCGAUUGUUUGUUUGGUCAUUUCAAUACAAAAUUAUUAGAAGAAAUAAUGGAAGAUGUAACAAAAGAUUGUAAUGUUUUGCAGUCUUUUGUAGAAAAAUUAUUUAAACUCUACUCACACCAAAUAAAUUGACUGGUCUAUAAGUUUUAAAAAUAUUAAGUAUAAUAUAAAGUAUUUGAAUAAAAAUAACAAUAACAUUUUAACACCUUGUGUGUUAAUGAAUGUUUUGAAUUUGUAAGUAUGUAGAUCUACAUCUAUGUAUUUUAUUUAUAUUUUUUUAUUCAGUAACACAUGUACAUGUCUUAUAAAUACUGUUAUUAAUAUAUACUUAGUAAGUAAAUUAUUAAGUAUGUUUUUGAUGCCAAGAAAAUCUCAAAAAGAAAAUAUUAUCACAGUUGUAAGUUUUAAUAUCAUUUAUGAAUUGUACAUAUGUGCAGAACUAAAGUACUGCCUAUUUUUUAAACUGACAAAAUAAGGAUUUUAAAAUGUUAAAAGUUGAUUUAUACCUUAUUAAAUAUUUGUAUAAUGCAUUUAUAUAUUUUAAGUAUUUGUAAAUACUAAAUUGUAUUGAUAAUUUCUUAAAGUUGAUGAAAAAAUGAUAUUUAAUAUUAAUUGAUUUUAUAUUAUAUGUUUUUGUUUGUUUUUUAAUUUAAAUUUAUUAUGUACUUUAUAUGAAAAUCAUUUCAUAUAAUAUUAAAUUGAUAUGAACUUUUCCCACCACUAUGUUAUUGAAUUUUCAACUGACAUUUUGAGUCCUUGAAAAUAUAAUGAACUAUUAUUAUAUAUAUUAUAUAAAGACUUACUUUAUAUUUUGUAUGAUUUUUAGGUAAUUAGUGUUAAGUGAUUAAAUUAAAUGUACUUACCGUAAAACAAUAAAUUUAAAACAAGACAAGUGUAUUUUAAUCUAUA